AAAGAAGAGAGAGAUAGAGAUCGGGCUCGAUGGGGAGAGGAAAGAUAUUGAUAAGGAGGAUCGAUAAUUCAACGAGCAGGCAAGUGACGUUUUCGAAGAGGAGGAAUGGAUUGUUGAAGAAGGCGAAGGAGCUAGCGAUUUUGUGUGACGCGGAGGUUGGAGUCAUCAUCUUCUCCAGUACUAGCAAGCUCCAUGAUUAUGCAAACACCAGCAUGAAAUCAGUGAUUGAAAGAUACAACAAAGCAAAGGAAGACAACACUAAUAAAUUGGGAGAUCCAAGUUCUGAGGUCAAGUUUUGGCAAAGGGAAGCUGCGCUGCUGAGGAAACAACUAGAGAACUUGCAACGGAAUCAUCGAAAAAUGAUGGGUGAAGAGCUAUCUGGAUUGAAUGUCAAAGAAUUACAAAACUUGGAAAAGCAACUUGAAAUGAGUCUGCGUGGUGUCCGUGUGAAAAAGGUUUGA
Molecule: messenger RNA, 461 nt
Organism: Solanum verrucosum
Lineage: Eukaryota; Viridiplantae; Streptophyta; Magnoliopsida; Solanales; Solanaceae
Product: agamous-like MADS-box protein AGL16
Exons: 4
Coding region: 30-461 (143 amino acids)
Biological process (GO): positive regulation of transcription by RNA polymerase II
Cellular component (GO): nucleus
Molecular function (GO): RNA polymerase II cis-regulatory region sequence-specific DNA binding; protein dimerization activity; DNA-binding transcription factor activity, RNA polymerase II-specific
Source: RefSeq, a predicted model, not a curated record